Pipistrellus nathusii (Nathusius's pipistrelle) is the source of this 2946-nucleotide messenger RNA. The record is from the annotation of a GenBank genome assembly. NCBI's taxonomy places the organism in Eukaryota, Metazoa, Chordata, Mammalia, Chiroptera, Vespertilionidae.
AUGGCGGCCGACAGUGAGCCCGAGUCCGAGGUGUUUGAGCUCACGGACUUCACCACUGCCUCCGAGUGGGAAAGGUUUAUUUCCAGAGUUGAAGAAGUUUUGAAUGACUGGAAACUGAUUGGAAACUCUCUGGGAAAGCCACUUGAAAAGGGUAUAUUUACUUCUGGCACCUGGGAAGAGAAAUCAGAUGACAUUUUCUUUGCUGACUUCAAAUUCUCAGUCACUCAUCAUUAUCUUGUACAAGAAUCCAUUGAUAAAGAAGGAAAGGAUGAAGUACUAGAAGAUGUUCUUCCACAAUCUAUGCAAGAUUUGCUGUGUAUGAAUAAUGACUUUCCUCCAAGAGCACAUUGCCUGGUAAGAUGGUAUGGACUGCGAGAGUUCGUGGUGCUUGCCCCUGCAGCAAACAGCGAUGCUGUUCUCAGUGAAUCUAAGUGCAAUCUUCUUCUAAGUUCUGUGUCUAUUGCUUUGGGAAACACUGGCUGCCAGGUGCCACUCUUUGUGCAAAUUCAUCACAAAUGGCGAAGAAUGUAUGUGGGAGAAUGUCAGGGUCCUGGUGUCCGAACUGAUUUUGAAAUGGUUCAUCUUCGAAAAGUGCCAAAUCAGUACACUCACUUAUCGGGCCUGCUUGAUAUCUUCAAAUCAAAGAUUGGAUGUCCUUUAACACCAUUGCCUCCCGUUAGUAUUGCUAUCCGAUUGACCUAUGUACUUCAGGAUUGGCAGCAGUAUUUUUGGCCUCAGCAGCCUCCAGAUAUAGAUGCCCUUGUAGGAGGGGAAGUUGGAGGUUUGGAGUUUGGCAAGCUGCCAUUUGGUGCCUGUGAAGAUCCUAUAAGUGAACUCCACUUAGCAACUACAUGGCCUCACCUGACUGAAGGUAUCAUUGUGGAUAAUGAUGUUUAUUCUGAUUUGGAUCCUCUUCAGGCUCCCCAUUGGUCUGUUAGAGUUCGAAAAGCUGAUAAUCCUCAGUGUUUGCUAGGUGAUUUUGUUACUGAAUUUUUUAAAGUUUGCCGUCGGAAGGAAUCAACUGAUGAGAUUCUUGGACGAUCCACAUUUGAGGAAGAAGGGAGAGAAAUUGCUGAUAUAACUCACGCCUUGUCAAAGUUGACAGAGCCAGCACCGGUUCCAAUUCAUAAAUUAUCAGUUUCAAAUAUGGUACAUACCGCAAAGAAGAAAAUAAAAAAACACAGAGGGGUAGAAGAGUCACCACUGAAUAAUGAUGUCCUCAACACUAUUCUCUUGUUCUUAUUCCCUGAUGCUGCUUCUGAGAAGCCAUUAGAUGGAACUUCCUCAAUGGACAACAAUCCUUCAUCAGAAAGUGAAGAAUAUAAUCUCUACAAUCAGUUCAAAUCUGCACCAUCUGACAGUUUAACAUACAAAUUGGCUUUGUGUCUUUGUAUGAUCAAUUUCUACCAUGGAGGAUUGAAAGGAGUGGCACACCUCUGGCAGGAAUUUGUUCUUGAAAUGCGUUUCAGAUGGGAAAACGACUAUCUGAUACCAGGAUUAGCAAGUGGCCCCCCAGAUCUAAGAUGCUGUUUACUACAUCAGAAACUGCAGAUGUUAAAUUGUUGUAUUGAAAGAAAGAAGGCACGUGAUGAGAAGAGAAAAACAAGUAUUUCAGAUAAUGUGACUAAUACAUAUCCAAGGGAUGCUGGAAGAUCUGGAGACCAACUGGGGCCAGAUAAUCUAAAAGAUAUGGACAAGGAAAAGGGAGAGGUGGGAAAAUCUUGGGAUUCUUGGAGUGAUAGCGAGGAAGAAUUUUUUGAAUGCUUAAGUGAUACUGAAGAAUUUAAGGGAAAUGGACCAGAGAGUGGCAAAAAAGGAGGACUUAAGGAGAUGGCAAAUUUAAAGCCAGAAGGACGACUCAACCAGCACGGCAAACUUACACUGCUGCAUAAUGGAGAGCCUCUCUACAUUCCUGUAACCCAGGAGCCAGCACCUAUGACAGAAGACCUGCUAGAGGAGCAGUCGGAGGUUCUGGCUAAAUUGGGCACCUCCGCGGAAGGGGCUCACCUCCGGGCACGCAUGCAGAGCGCCUGUCUGCUGUCAGACAUGGAGUCUUUUAAGGCAGCUAAUCCAGGUUGCUGUCUGGAAGACUUUGUGAGGUGGUACUCACCCCGGGAUUAUAUCGAAGAGGAAGUGAUCGAUGAAAAGGGAAACACGGUUCUGAAAGGAGAACUGAGUGCCCGAAUGAAGAUUCCAAGCAACAUGUGGGUGGAAGCCUGGGAAACCGCUAAGCCAGUUCCUGCCAGAAGACAAAGGAGACUCUUUGACGAUACACGGGAAGCAGAAAAGGUGCUGCACUAUCUGGCAAUGCAGAAACCUGCAGACCUUGCUCGGCACCUGCUACCUUGUGUGAUUCAUGCAGCCGUGCUCAAGGUAAAGGAAGAAGAAGGUCUGGAAAACAUUUCUUCCGUUAAGAAGAUUAUCAAGCAGAUAAUAUCCCAUUCCAGCAAAGUCCUGCACUUUCCCAAUCCAGAAGACAAGAAACUAGAAGAAAUCAUCCAUCAAAUUACUAAUGUGGAAGCCUUAAUUGCCAGAGCCCGCUCACUGAAAGCCAAGUUUGGAACUGAGAGAUGUGAACAAGAGGAGGAAAGGGAAGAUCUCGAAAGGUUUGUGAGCUGCCUUUUAGAGCAGCCCGAAGUGCUGGUGGUGGGCGCGGGAAGAGGACACGCCGGCAGGAUCAUUCACAAGCUGUUUGUGAACGCACAGCGGGCUGCAGCCAUGGCUCCACCGGAGGAGGAACAGAAGAGAAUGGGCUCCGCGGAGGAGAGAAGGCAGAACUCGGUGUCAGACUUCCCGCCCCCUGCUGGCCGGGAGCUCAUCCUGCGCACCACGGUGCCCCGCCCCGCCCCCUACUCCCGGGCACUGCCUCAGCGCAUGUACAGUGUUCUCACCAAAGAGGAUUUCCGGCUGGCGGGUGCUUUUUCAUCAGACACCUCCUUCUUCUAG